Molecule: messenger RNA, 898 nt
Organism: Symsagittifera roscoffensis
Lineage: Eukaryota; Metazoa; Xenacoelomorpha; Acoela; Convolutidae
Product: MORN repeat-containing protein 3-like
Exons: 5
Coding region: 44-772 (242 amino acids)
Source: RefSeq, a predicted model, not a curated record
AUAUUUAUUUUCUUCUUCCCUAUUCAUUUUAGCAGUAGUUAAAAUGCCGUUUUUAAAGGAACUGGAUACAAAAUCUGAACCUCUUUGGAAGGAAUGGGACGAAAAAGCUAAUAAAUCUGGACUUCUUCAUACAGUCUACUGGGUCAACGGAAAUGAAUAUGCAGGAGAUUGGGUUAAAAACAAGAAAACAGGAAAGGGUACGCAGAAGUGGAAGAACGGGGCUGUAUAUGACGGAGAUUGGAAAGAUGACAAGAUGCAUGGUUUUGGAACGUUGAGCAUCCCAGAUAAAAACGGAGGAUAUAAGCGUCUCUAUGCAGGCGGCUGGAAAAAUGGCAAGCGUCAUGGAUACGGUACCCAAUUUUAUCCUAAUAACGAAACUUUCGAAGGGGAGUGGUAUCAAGACAAACGCUCAGGAUGGGGUAGACAUUACUACGUGGACACAAGCGUUUAUGAAGGUGAAUGGUACGAUGACAUGCGACACGGAAAGGGCAUGCUUAGGCUGCCUAAUGACAACCGCUAUGAGGGGCAGUGGCUGUUUGACAAGAAGAAUGGACCUGGAUCUUUCUAUUAUUUGGACAAAGGACAGCUGUAUGAGGGCGUGUGGAAAGACGACAUCCCCAAGUGCGGCCAGAUGAUUGAUUACGGAAGAGACGUUGCCUCAAAUCCGACACAGUACCCGCUGAGCGAAGUUAAGCUAGCCGACGCGGAAGGAGUUCUCGACGAAGCUACCAAUGCAGUUUUGAAUGAAUUGGAAGACGAAAAUGGUUUAUGAAUCAACCUAGACUAUAGUUUGCUUGUCAGUGAAACUGGAAAAUUAUGUUUGUUAUAAAAAUAAUUGUCAAAAAACAAGCAAAGCCAUAUUUGUGGUGUUUUUUCUUUAAAUAAAUAUGGUUCAUUA